UCCCACUCAGUCGAGUUCGGUCGUUCGUUGUGUUCAUGUUACGCAUUAUUUAUCAGUUUAUUUAUAAAUCUACGUUGUGUUUGGUUUAUACAGAUCGUCUUUAUCGCUUAACAGUGGUUUUCUUUUGUUUUGAGACUGUGUCGUAACUGGAUAGUGCUUGUGGAUUUUUUACAGUUCAGUUAUAAAAUAUAGCUAGGAAAUAAGGGUAUUUUCGGCAAGCAUGACGCGAGGAAGUUGUGUACCUAAAGGACCUUAUAGGGCACAAUAUUUCGAGGGUUUGUGGUGCGAUAAAACUCGAUGAUAUUAGGACUAUUAAAAUAAAACUAACGUAGUGAUACGGAGACUAUUUUGCUGAUGAUAAUCGAAAUUCAGUGGGACGAUGUCUUUUUUAAAAUUUUCAGAAGGUUUUUUUGGCUCACCCAUAAGGGAAUCGCAGUCUGCUAACAAUUUAGUUCGAAGUCCCUCUAGCCCUUUUUGUACCAGUCCAAGUCAGCUACAAGAAGUCACUUUGGAUCAGGAUGGCUCGUUCUCAAAUACGAUGCGAUCGCCAACGGGACCGAUGCGCGGCCGCACUGUCAAAGAAUUCGAGGAACAACUCACCACCCUCAAAAAGGAGAAUUUCAACUUAAAACUGAGGAUCUAUUUUCUGGAGGAAAAAAUGGGAACUAACUUCACCUUGGACAAGGAUAAUAUCGUUAAGAAAAAUAUCGAACUACAAGUUGAAAUAGCAAAUUUACAAAAGGACGUUAAAGAAAAACACGAUUUAUUUUCUCAAGCGGUCAAAGCGCUCGAGUUAGAAGAAGAGGAAUAUAGAAAAUACAAGCAGAGGAAAGAAGACCAACUAGUUAUGCUACAACAAGAAGUAGAAGAGCUUAGAUUGCAAAUGGAGGUCAACGCUUGCAAAAGGGAUAGUGAUCAAGUAAUAAAUUCGUAUGAUAGGAGCGAAAUGCUUCAUUUCCAAAUCGAUACCCUUCAUAAAGAGUGCGAAUCUAAAGAUGCAUCUUUGGCGACAUUGAAUCGAGAACUUUCUGUUGCAAACCAACGGCUUGUAGAGUUUGCUUGUCAAGCUAAAGAAUACGAAGAAAAAAUCGAACGUUCUCGUCUCAAGCAGGAAUCCUUGGAAGUUAAAGUUCAAGAACAGCAAAAAACUAUGGAACGCCUUUACGCUCAAUUAGAGGUUUCCAAUCAGCGAUUUGUCAAUGCAAAGGCGGACCUGGAAGAAGAGAAAAAGGAACGGGAACACGACAAAAAAAUAUUAGAGCGAAACCAAAUGGCUUUAACCCUCCGCUUGGAUUCGUUACACGUCGAGAAUAAGAGGCACAAAGACACGAUCCGUGAUAUGCAGAUGAGACUGGAAGCGGCCGUCUCCGAGGCGAACAAAAAUCAGAAUUUAGCGGUGGACCAGGACUGUGUUUCCACCCCCCAACAAUCAACUGACGCUCAUUUUCUUUCAGUUUCGGACGCAGCAGCACCUAAUGGAAUUGCGCAAACGGACGCACCACAUGUACCGGUAGGCGAGGCGGAAAGUCGCUCUCCGGCGCCUUCCACGCCCGACGGGCGUGCUCUCGCCACAUUCGAGCGACUAUUGGCUGAGGGGGGUGGCGACGCUGCGCUGCUCGCCCGAUUCGGUGCCGUAAAAGCCGAAUUUACCACCCAAAAACAGAAGAUCGUCAAAUUGAAAAGUGAGCAACUGAAAGCCUGCGAAAUCAUAAAGAGCAUGAUAGAAAUUAGGAAUAGGAGCAACGAAGAAAUCGCGCGGCUGAAGCAAAACAAAGAAGAGUUGGAACGGGAAUUGGAAGGCGUGGUGUCUAAGCCAACCAACGAGGGAGUGGCCCGAUUAGAGAUGGUCGAGGAUAUGGAGAUCUCCACACCACCGUGCGAGUCCUACAUUAGCGAUAUACCCAGAUUUUCCAGUGAUGACCUCACCACAAAGAAGACUAGGAUAUCAACGGUCCAAUUGGAGGAUAUGGAGAUCAUGGAGCAAUACAAAAUAUUGACUAAAGAAUUAGAAGCAAAGAUCGAGGUCUUAGUAGAGACCCUGAAAGAGAAGGAUUCUCAAAUGCAAGCAAUUCGCACUCAGUACGACGAAAUUUUGACUACUUUGGAAGAAAAAGAGAACCGGAUAGUUGAUUUGGAAUUUGAGCUUUUAUCCAAUCAGAACUCAGGAAAAAUAGACAAAUCUCUCUUAGAAAAAGGCGACACGGGUUCCGAGAAACAUAGCAGCUUUUACAAACAAGAACUCGAGGAAAAAAAUCAAGAAAUCGAAAGACUCAAUAUUGAGCUGAAAAAAUGUACGUGUUAUUUACAAGAAAUUGUUAACAAAGAACUUUGGGAGAAAAACAGAGAAAUAGAAAAACUCCAUAGAAAACAAGUUUCCGUACCCGAGGUUGUACAGUUAAAAAAGGAAUUGUCGGGAAAAGAUUUACAAUUAAAAAUGUUAAAAGAAAAAAUAUUUGAGUUGGGACUGGACAUUGAGCUUCCAAAUAAUUUGGAGGAAGUAAUGUCUCCAAAAAGGAAAACCGAACAUAUUGAAUCAUUGCAGAUGCAACUGAGAAACGCCAAAGAGGAAAAGGCUUAUAUGGAGAACCGUCUACGGGAAUCAGAAGCCUUAGAAGAUGUAAUUGAAAAAUUAAAAGUAGAAAAUUUCUCGAUACGAGAAGACUUAGAGAGAUGCGAAAGACUUAGAAACGAAACAAAUGAGGUGUGUUCGAUUUUGGGAACUCGGCUCGAAGAACUGGCAAUUUUCCUGGAUUCUCUGCUUAAACAUAAGUCCGUUCUCGGUUACUUAGGCAUUGCAAAGAACAAAAGACUAAGGGAAAUUAUCAGCAGUAGUCUGGAUAUGUCCAGAUCUUUUUCGAUGAGCUUAAUAGGAAAUCCCGAACACAGUUUAGCUCAGCUUUCAAACAUAACGGCAUUUCUUAACGGUUCCGUUUUUCAAGAACUCAGUUUGGCCGAAGAGGAGGCAGAAACCCAUCUGACUAUCGUACCUGAGAAUAUCUCUCUUACUUAUGAGAGUAAUUUGUGGAAAAAAACGAGCUCCCGACAAGAAGAACCGGAUAGCGAACGUGUUAUUUCAACUCUGCGCGAACAAGUUUUUAAUUUGAAACAAGAAUUACGGCUUCGCGACACCGAAUUGAAUAGGUACAACAGCAAGAAAAAUACCGAAACUGAGGAUGAUAACGAAAAGAUAAAGUUAACGCCUUUGAAAGAAAGAGAUAUCCAGAGUGAAAGUGAAGCUUGGAGCGAACCUGAUCGAACUGUAUCCAGGGCUAGGAUUGGCCUUAGUCAUUCUUUACCUAUCGCUGCUAAAAUAUCCACCGAAUCGACAGAGGAAGAUGAUUUCUAUCUAGAGAAUAUUACACCUACUAAAAAGAGAAGUUCUGUGGCAGAGUUAACAAAAGAUAUUUAUCGAUUGGAGAAGGAAUUGGAGCAAAAAACAGACGAGGCUGCAGAGAAUCAGAAGUUAUUUAAACAAAACAUACAUGAACUUGUUGCAGAAUUACAGCAAACAAAGGAGCAACUGUCACAAGCACAGAAUGAGAAAGAUGGGGCUCAACAGAAAAUAGACAAUUUACAAAAGAUGGUAGAUGAUUUGUCUAAAUAUAAAGCUCAUUGCGAAGCCAAUAUAAUAAGUAAAGACAAAGAGUCACAUGACCAAAUUAAUCGGCUAGAAAUAGAGAAGGAGACUCUGUUGACAAGAGUGCAAGAAUCAGAACGUCAACUCGUUGAUGCUAAAAACGAAAUUUUGGUCGCACAAGGGAAACUAGAAAGUAUUCAAGAAAAUUUAGAAUAUCAAGAAGCAACAAUAAAGCAGCACUAUGAAAGCGAUUUUGUUUUAAAACUAAAGCAAACUGAAGAAGUAUAUAGUAAACAAAUCAAAAGUUUGGAACAAAAAUGCGAAGCAGAAGUGAAAAUAUCGCAAGAGAAUUUAAGGUUAGUGAAAGAGGAAUAUUCAAGAGACUAUAUAAAGAAAUGCGAUGUAGAGAAAAAAUUAGCGGAAGUUGAAAAAUUACUCAAAGAAUUAGGGGAUUUGAAAACUACUGUAGAGUCGUACGAAGAAACUAUUAAAUCUUACAAAGAAAAGGAGAAAGAAGUCAGAGGUGUCGUUCAGGAAUACCAAGAUAAAUUGUCGUGUUUGAAAACAGAUCUAGAAAAAACAAGGUUGCAGUAUUCGGAAACCGUACUGGAAAAAAAUAAGCUUUAUGAGGAAAAUCAAACUUUGUCAAAAGAAAUAGAAUUAAUCAGUAAGAAGGAGGAAACUUUGAGUGCCAAUCUUAAUCAAAUAAAAAAUAAUCUCGAAGAGGUGUCGCACAAAUAUGAUCAACAGGUGUCAACAUUGCAUAGACAGAAGACUGGCUUGGAAUUGAAAAUAAGUGAACUGGAGAGUGCCAAUGCUGAAUUACAUAACAGGUUAGUAAAGAUUCAAACGUGUCGAACGGGACGUCCCCCAUGUCGAGGCUUUCAACGACAGUAUUCAGACGAUGAUGAAGGCCGCAACGUUAGACUAAACGAGCAUCCUAAUGAAGAAGUUGAACGAGCGGUAGCGAAUUCUUCUCCUGAUUUAGGCAUUGAAAGCGAUCACGGAAGAUUCUCCAGUUUGGAAACGAAUGCCAACAACUUGCCCAGACCAUUACUUCAAACAAUCGAAUUAACGGAAUCCAUGAAUAAUCUUUUUGAGGAACAUCAAGAUGAAUUACACGCUCAAGGACAAACACACUGUUGCCAGAAAUCACGCCAUGUUGAGCAGGAAAACAACGACCUAAAACAGAAGUUGCUACGAAUGAAACGGGCGCUGGAAGAGACGGCUGCUCAACUCAAUUUAGCCAACCAGAGAAAAAAGCAGGUGGAGAAAACCAUUUGUAAACAGAUACAUAAAACCAGUCAAGUGCUCAGGAAGGCCAAAGCGAAUUUGGAUUCGGGUUCGGAAAGUGACGUGUUGCGCACGUGAGACUGUUUUUUUUAUCAAGUCUGUCUAUUUUUGUAUAUAUUAUUUUUAAACUUGUAUAUGCCAUUAAAUUUUAGGUUUCAAAACUGUAACAUUUUAUACAUAAUGUAUAAUAAUUAUAAAUAGCAAUAGUAGUUUUUUUUGAAUGACAGAGUGUAAUGAAUGAAACUUUAAAAACUUCUCAGGAAAUUAAGGUAUUUUUGUUAUUGUAAUGACGUUCUAUGUGCCAAUUGUUAUGAGAGUUUGGAACGGAAUGAGUUAUAUUAGUAAGGGUGGCUGCAACGACGUCCCGUAAUCCCGCCGUUAACAAUUGGUUUUUAUAUAUAAAAACCAGCUGUUAUGUUUUAACAGCAGGAUUACGGGAUGUCGUUGCAUCCACAAUAAGUAGUUUUAAUUGUCCUCUCUGGGUUGAAUGUGACCUUUAUGAAUCGGAAAUAUAAUUUUGACUCUUAUAUACGUUUGUAAUUUAUUUGAUUAUUUUUUAAAUUCUUACACUUAUUUUUUAUGUGCGGAGUAUUAAAAAUUUGUUUUACGAAUAUAUUAAAAUACAGUAUUUUGUGAUAAGAUGUACAUAUUUUUGAAGAAAGUUUGUAUAUGUUGA
Sitophilus oryzae (rice weevil) is the source of this 5546-nucleotide messenger RNA. RefSeq names its product centrosomin-like. The transcript has 12 exons. Gene Ontology annotation, molecular function: protein kinase binding; gamma-tubulin binding; microtubule binding. Gene Ontology annotation, biological process: positive regulation of DNA-templated transcription; microtubule bundle formation; establishment of mitotic spindle orientation. Bases 380 to 4948 code for a protein of 1522 amino acids. Lineage: Eukaryota; Metazoa; Arthropoda; Insecta; Coleoptera; Curculionidae. The record is from RefSeq and is a predicted model, not a curated record. Gene Ontology annotation, cellular component: microtubule organizing center; microtubule plus-end; pericentriolar material.